Messenger RNA from Acanthoscelides obtectus, 351 nucleotides. The record is from the annotation of a GenBank genome assembly. Lineage: Eukaryota; Metazoa; Arthropoda; Insecta; Coleoptera; Chrysomelidae.
GACGCUCGGCGCCGUCGCGACGUCGAUUGCGAUGCCGCCCGCGACGCUUUUCCACUAUUCAGUCGCCGCAGCCACCUUCGAUGUUGACAGGAAUCUGUGAUGAUGAUGAUGUUGUAUUUAUAAUUCUUGUGUGUCAAGUUUGAACGUAAAUGUGCUGGUGUGAAUCUGCUGCUGCUGUCGAAGGACCACCGUCUGAGUGUUGUUCAUCGUUUGUUACCAGUAAUCGCUAUCAGAUUCGUUCCAAGUCGAGUGGAGUGAUAUCAGAUAUUGUAAUGGUGGUGUCAUCUGGAAACAUAGUACACCCCCUCAUUUCAGUUUUCACUUUUCACCAAAACUGAGUUCAAAUAAGGU